UCCGGCUCUGGCGCUCCCUUUGACAAUGGUGAUGAAGAAUUGAAGGAUGACGUGGAAGAGUUUGCGAGCUCCGGAGGUCCCUCGGUGAGCCAAAACAAUCGAGCCCAAUGGAAUGAUGCUAAUAGUGCUUGCUUGUUAGAAUUGUGCAUUGAGCAACGUGCAGCAGGAACAUAUAAUGGUGUAACAAUGACUGCUGAAGGGUACCAAGCUGUUAUGGACGGCUUACUUGCUAGAAGGGGGUUGGUGUAUUCCCGUGUGCAGGUGAAGAACCAGAUAGGCGUACUCAAAAACACCCACUCCUUUUGGCGAUACAUGCAAGUGCACACAGGGUUGGGGAGGAAACCAGAUGGAACCAUUGAUGCCGACUCUGAGUUCUGGAUAACACAGACAGAGAAAAAGCCAUACCUAAGGAAGUUGCAGUGGGGUCCUCCAGCAAACGAGGAGUUGCUUGAUCAACUGUUCAGAGGUUGCACCGUGGAUGGAAGCACAGCCUUUGUGCCUGGAGAUGAUUAUGGUCAGACUCAAGGGCAAGAUGCAGGGGCAGAAGAGGAGUUUCAAGGAACACCUACAAGUACAAGCAACCAGAGGAGACAGAGGGGCAAGUGGUCAUUAAGCACUUCAAGCACUUUGACUAGUCCAUUGAAGAAGAGCAAGAGCCCAAUGGUGAAAAUUGUCAAGGACAUAGCCAAUACCUACAAGGAGUCUGUCGCAGCCAACACUAAGCAAAUGCAGAAACGUGCAAAUGAGAAGGCUGCAUUUUCUGUGAAGAGGUGUCAGGAGCUGGCAUUUGAGUGCGGUGUUCAGCAAAUAGUUGACUCUGUCUAUGCUAUGUCCAAGAUGUUCGAAACGGAGUACCAAAGGGAGUUCUUUUGUGGCCAAUUAACUCCUGAGCUUAGGUUGGGUUACUUCAAGAAAUGGUGCAGAGACAACAAUUUGGAGUAGUUGGGAAGUGUGUGUUAAGAUGUUGAACCUAUUUAAAUUGUUGUAUGUUGAACCUGUCAUGUGUUUGUGAGGCGUUGAACUAUUAUUUGUGUUGAACCUAUUUUGUUUUAUC
Molecule: messenger RNA, 1054 nt
Organism: Triticum aestivum (bread wheat)
Lineage: Eukaryota; Viridiplantae; Streptophyta; Magnoliopsida; Poales; Poaceae
Exons: 2
Coding region: 187-942 (251 amino acids)
Source: RefSeq, a predicted model, not a curated record